UUGAGUUAGCCAGCACAACGAUUAUCUGCAGGUUGGACGUUGAAUAGUACAUAGCAAACGCGCUGAUCUCACGAGCGCCUGGUCCGAAAGCUCAGCGAAAGAGUCAAACUGAACGAUGUUGAUUCUGAAAAGUAUUUCGGCUUUUUUUGCAAUCUCCACUGUGAUAUUUGCAAGUUUAUAUGUUCAAGGAAAUCCUGUCCCAGAUGACAGGAAUAUAGAUCUCAAAUAUCAAGAUGAAGAGGUUUUCAAGCGAGAAAUAAACGAUAAAAUUAAAGAUCUGCAUAAGAACGAAGGAAAGAUGUUUGACAGAAUUCUUAUGGUGAACAGCUUGCACAAAAGAUGGAAAACGGAAAAUCGUUUGAAGAAAAGGGGUGUAAAUUCCGAUAACGUUAUCAACACUAUUAACCAGGAGCGUGAUAAUUUGCACCUGUUCGAAGGAGAUAUCGUGAUGAAUAAGAGGGAACUUUCAGAUAUUAAAAAAAGUGAAUCGUUCCGUCGUAAAAGAAAUGCCAUGCACAGACGUAAAGCUAUUUGGACAACGCGGAGAAUUCCAUAUUUUAUAGACCCUGGACUAUCGCUAAAAGCAAGAGAAGCAAUUCAAAAGGCAAUGGACAUAAUACACGCCAAGACUUGCGUCAGAUGGGUGCCUUACACCUCACAGAAACAUUACGUUCAUUUCAAGAAAGCUGACGGAUGUUUUUCGACAAUUGGCAGAGCUUAUGCUCAAUCUGGUGGCCAGACAUUGUCAAUUGGCGAAGGUUGUGAAUGGGUGCCCAUAGCUCUGCAUGAAAUGACACAUUGCAUGGGAUUCUUUCAUGAACAAAGCAGAAAUGACAGGAACAGAUACAUAACAAUUCUUUGGCAGAAUAUUCCAGUCGAUCUCCACGAUCAAUUUGCAAUGUACAGCCAUGGAGCAAUUGACAAGAUGAAGAAAGAUUACGACCUGAGAAGUCUGAUGCAUUACAGUUCCACAGCAUUUGGCAUAAAUGGAGCAACCACAAUUGUUUCCCUUGAUCCCACGAAAAAGAUUGGCGAUGCUGAGGACUUCACUAACCUUGAUAUAGAGGAGAUAAAUGCACUCUACGAUUGCAGAACAUCCUCUGAAACUCAAACAAUGUCGAGUUGGUCAGACUGGACAGAAUGCGAUGAUUCGUGUUUCAAAGAACGUCAAAGAUUCUGCUUCAGGGAAAAUCGAGCCGAGUGCCCAAGCAACACAAACGCAUAUGGAAUUGAAUCAGAGUAUGUCAAAUGUUCCAGCUCAGAAUGCCCAGCUCCGGUUCAUGGCAACUGGGGUUUGUGGUCUUCGUGGGGAACUUGUUCGAAAACUUGCGACGAAGGUAAACACAGACGAACCAGACAGUGUAACAGACCCGCUCCAAGUAAUGGUGGCAAAGCUUGCAUCGGGGCAAGCGAUGAUCUUUCCACUUGCCUGGGUAGAAGAUGUAAUAUGGGAAAAUACGAUACAGACUUCGAAGGUGGCUGGAAUAUAUGGUUUACUGCUGGUAACCCGGGGUUGAUACCAUGGACACAGCACAGCGGUUCAACUCAGACGAUGAAUACUGGACCACAGGGUGAUCAUACACUGCAAGGCAAAGGACACUAUGUUUACGUGGAAUCGUCCCACCGACAGGCGGGUGACAAAGCAUUGCUUGUGAGCAAAUCGCUGCAGUUCACAACGAGUCAGUGUAUGAGGUUCUAUUACAACAUGUAUGGAGAAAAUAUUGGCAAACUCACGUUGUAUCUGGUCCCAGAGGGUAAGGGUCGGUUGAUCUUGUUUACGAAGACUGGAAACCAAGGAGAAGAUUGGCAUAGUGCUGACGUCACUCUGGACUGGAAAGGAAAAUUUCAACUCAUUUUCGAAGCCGAAAUUGGUAAAGGUUACUCCGAUACUGCAUUAGAUGACAUCUACAUUGACAAUGGCGCUUGUCCAGGGUACGAAUGCAAGGAUGACAACACGAACUGUCAACACUGGGCUAGCAAUAACCAGUGUUCUGACAAUCCAGGAUACAUGCACUUAAACUGCAGAGUGAGUUGUGGAGUGUGUACGCCACCCGAGGCGACUAAAACAACUCAAUUACCAGCAACAACUCCACUACCAGAGACAACUCAAUUACCAGAAAAAUGCAAGGAUGACAACACGAACUGUCAGCAAUGGGCUAAAGAUAACCAGUGUUCUGACAAUCCAGGAUACAUGCACUUAAACUGCAGAGUGAGUUGUGGAGUGUGCACAACACCAGAGGCGGCUAAAACAACUCAAUUGCCAGCAACAACUCCACUACCAGAGACAACUCAAUUACCAGAAAAAUGCAAGGAUGACAACACGAACUGUCAGAAAUGGGCUAAAGAUAAUCAGUGUUCUGACAAUCCAGGAUACAUGCACUUAAACUGCAGAGUGAGUUGUGGACUGUGUACGCCACCAAAGACGACUAAAACAACUCAAUUACCAGAAAUCUGCAAGGAUGACAACAGUAACUGUCAACAAUGGGCUAAAGAUAAUCAGUGUUCUGACAAUCCAGGAUACAUGCACUUAAACUGCAAAGUGAGUUGUGGACUGUGUACGCCACCAGAGGCGACUAAAACAACUCAAUUGCCAGCACCAACAGCACAACCUACGACUGUCCAACAAAGUUGCAGCGACAAUGAUGUAAGAUGCCCAGGCUGGGCGAGCACAGGAGAGUGUGGAAAGAAUCCAGAAUGGAUGAAGGUGAACUGCAUGAAAAGCUGUCAAGAAUGUUGAACUACGAAGCAUAUUAUGUCUGCAGCAGUUAAAAACAAUUUCGUUUUUUAAGUGAACUAUCACGAACUACUCUUGUAGGUAUUUAAGUUAAGCGCUUGGCAAAACGCAUGGUGAAUAUGACUUAUAUGAGGCAAAUUUUAUCUAUGUAUGUCAACUGUAAAAAAUGUUGUAAAAUGUUAAACUUAG
Molecule: messenger RNA, 2923 nt
Organism: Dendronephthya gigantea
Lineage: Eukaryota; Metazoa; Cnidaria; Anthozoa; Malacalcyonacea; Nephtheidae
Exons: 14
Coding region: 116-2737 (873 amino acids)
Biological process (GO): proteolysis
Cellular component (GO): membrane
Molecular function (GO): metalloendopeptidase activity; zinc ion binding
Source: RefSeq, a predicted model, not a curated record